AUGGGGUCUUCCCGAUUGACAAUGAGGUCGGCCCUCGGGCUUCUUUUCCUCCUUUUUGUGCAAAUCUCUUCCGCCCUCAAGUUCGAUAUUGUCGCUGGAAAGGGUGAGAGAUGUAUACGCAACUUCGUGCUCAAGGAUCAGCUUGUCGUCGUGACGGCUAUUGUGAGCGGCGAGAGGGGCGAUGGACAGAUGGUCAACAUGCAUAUCAAGGAUGCAAUGGGCAAUGAUCAUGGACGGCCAAAGGAUGUUGUUGGCGAGACUCGCCAGGCUUUCACGUCUGCUGGAGACACCACCUUUGACGUCUGCUUCGACAACACGCUGGUUUCCCGCCGGGCUGUUGCGAACCCCCACAGAGCAAUCGAGCUUGACGUUGAUAUCGGUGCCGAUGCUCGUGACUGGUCAAGCAUCCAGGCUCAAGAGAAGCUUAAGCCGAUCGAAACUGACCUCCGCCGUAUCGAAGAAAUCGUGGCUGAAGUUGUCAACGACAUGGAAUACCUCCGUGCCCGUGAGCAUAAGCUCCGGGACACCAACGAGAGCACCAACGAGCGUGUGAAGUGGUUCGCGUUCGGCACAAUGGGCAUGCUCAUUGGACUUGGUGUCUGGCAGGUUAUCUACCUGAGGGCAUACUUCCGGUCCAAGCAUCUCAUUUAA
This is a messenger RNA of Aspergillus puulaauensis, 651 nucleotides long. It is a transcript of the gene ERV25, whose product is annotated as emp24/gp25L/p24 family protein. Gene Ontology annotation, biological process: Golgi organization; endoplasmic reticulum to Golgi vesicle-mediated transport; intracellular protein transport. The coding region runs from base 1 to 651 and encodes 216 amino acids. The record is from RefSeq and is a predicted model, not a curated record. The transcript is spliced from 4 exons. Lineage: Eukaryota; Fungi; Ascomycota; Eurotiomycetes; Eurotiales; Aspergillaceae. Gene Ontology annotation, cellular component: COPII-coated ER to Golgi transport vesicle; endoplasmic reticulum; Golgi apparatus.